CCAUCACAUCUUGGACUGACUAAUCCCCUGCGCUUUGGGCUUGGAGUAAGAAGUGUUCAGCAGUUGUCAUUUGCCCUGACACAGGCUACAUCAGUAGCUCCCUACAUAAGGGGAACAUUACCACACCACAGACGACACUGCCUGUUGUGCUGCGCGUGUGUGCCGAUCUCACUGCUUGUGCAUUAGUAGGAGAAUAUUUUGUCAGCCCACCACGGAUUUGUCAGAGCUGACAUCUUGCAUGCCAUAAAGCCUGUGAUUCGUCUGGACCCUCGACCUGCAUCAGAGAGACAACACAGUGACGCGUCGGUUUUGUAACUUUAAAUUUCCGUCAACCUGAACUGAAGUGUCAUCUCAAGUGUCCCUGUGAAUGGUCACGCUCUCGCUGUUCCUUCCGCGCUUGCUGUCGUGCUCACUUGUAUUUGUUUAGCAUUCACGAACUGCGCCAGCAACACACGGCCACAUGUGAACGAGACACUCCUCACCUGUCCCGGUUGAAGCGCCCGUACAACUCGACUGACUGACCGACACUGAAGAGGAAUACGACGUGCCGAAGUUUCGCUGUAGUGAUGCUGCAAAUGGAAAUGGUCCUCUUCGUCUUCCUGCUGCUGUUGAUGUGUGUAUUUUGCCAAGAGCCCAGUUCCAAAGUGGUGGCCGACCGCUACGCCGUCUUCUGGAACCGGACCAACGCCAAGUUCCAUCGUGGAGACUACCACAUCGACGUGUGCAUAAACGACUACCUGGAUGUCUACUGUCCUCACUAUGAAGACACAGUGCCUGAGGAGCGGACAGAGCGCUAUGUCCUCUACAUGGUCAACUACGAUGGCUACAGCACAUGCGACCACACCGCCAAGGGCUUCAAACGCUGGGAGUGCAACAGGCCGCACUCCCCGAACGGACCGCUCAAGUUUUCAGAGAAGUUCCAGCUCUUCACUCCCUUCUCCUUGGGCUUUGAGUUCAGACCGGGCAGAGAAUACUACUACAUAUCCUCCACCAUUGCUGAGAACGGGAGGAAAACGUGCCUGAAGCUCAAAGUUUUCGUCCGACCAUCAAACAGCUGUGUGAAAACUAUAGGCGUACAUGACCGCGUUUUUGAUGUAAACGACAAAGUAGACAAUACAUUAGAACCACGAGAUGAUACCAGCCAUGAACCGGCUGAGCCUUCCCGAAGUGAUGAAACAAAUGCUGCGCCACACCUGCAAAAAACAAGUCCACUGCUGGCUUUGUUGCUGGUCUGCCUAUCAGCACUCUUCACUUUAUAGCGCCUCCCUCUGUCCUGGAGGGCAUUAACACCUAGCGUGGCCUGAAUCUGCCCGAGGCUGCAGGGGAGGGGCGGGAUUUGGGUGGAGCGUGUUUGCUUGAUUGGGCAUCAGAGCAGGCUUCUCAAGGAACCCUCUAUUUUUUUCAGAAAUAUAUUUAAGUGGUCUUUCUCCGUCUGUGAGUGAAAAAAGUUGAUGUUGGAAGUGGGAGAGACAAUUCCCCCUCUCAAACCUUCAACUAAGAUGCCAAAUCCCGUUUUUUGACACUUCGUGAUUCUUAUUUUCCGGUGACUUUUGACAUCCCUUUACAUCAUGUUUAUGUCAUUGCAGCACUGACGUUUACCCACACACACACAUACACAUAUACACAGAUACAUGCUUAGAGAGUCACAUACAAGACACUACACUAACAGUCAAUAGCAGUAGGGUUUUUUACAUUUGUAUACAGUUGUAGCAGUACACAGUUAGAAAGUGAUGAUUUUAGGUCUUAGAAAGAACUGUACAUACAAAAAUAAAAAGUGUUCCCGAGACCUCUCGAGAAGCCUUUCAGAAAACAUUUUGAUCAAGUUCUGGAGGGUCAUAAGAAACAGAUUUUUGUGCCUUCAUUUUACUAGGAAGUGAAGUGCAAAGCUGAAAGAUGAAGAUGAAGGAAAAGAAGAGUAAUGGUUUUAAGCAGAGGUCAGAGUGGAAACCACAGCACUGAGAAAUACGUAUACGACAUGCACCUUAGCCUUCAGAUCUUCAGACUGUCCUGGUUUAAAGUUAGCACCCAAUGGAUGGAUACACAAGGCUUCUUUUUCUUGUCCUCCUUUGUGGAGAGCAUGCCAGUCUGCUUAAUAAAACAUGCCUUUCAAACACAUUCGGUUCACCAUGACUCACAGAACAGCUAAAUUGAAACUUUCUCACCAGACACUUUGUAGACUGCUAUUAAGAUCGAGGAUCGAUAUCUUUUGAAAGUUGAUCACACAAUUUCACGGCAAGAGUCACAGUCAUUUUAUGUAAUGUUUACUGAGCAGGGCUGCAAUUGUUCCCUCUGUUCUAUUUGAGUAUUAGUCGAUAUCAACACUCCCAUAAACACUUGCAUCCACAGCUUUUUUUUCUCUGAAAUUGACUGUUAAAGUGAUUGUUUAAAAACUGAUUCACAGCUAAAUUGGAGACUUUAAUUUUUUCAGCUUUACUUUAAGUUAUUUUGCUUAGCCAAUGGUCUCUCCAAACAUUGUCUUUGAAAGCGGAGACACUGUAAACUUAGGGUUUUCGUACCGUCUAACUUAAAUUAGACCUAAAACAGAUGUAAAGUGUUUAAAAAAAUGACCCUUAAAUUCACAUUACCAUACUUUUUCUCCCAUCUAUGUUACUUAAUCCACAGCUUUGACUCAUGCUUAUCAAAUAUUAGUUAGCUGCUUAUCACAUUCAGUUCAUUGCAGCAGUUAGUGCAGCGUUUACUGAUGCAUAGCUCCAAUUAGAUAAAAACACCUAGUGUGAAUAGAGAAACUAUCUUUUUAAUUCAAGGCAAUGCACAGCUUUUUAGUCUGGCCAGGUUUAUGUUAGCAUUUACAUUAAAAAGAAAUUCACUGUUAUUAUAUUCAGCGUCCUUUAGCUCCCACAGAUGCACAUGGUGAGUUAGCAUAAUGAAAGCUACUAUGUCAUUUUUCAAACAGAAGGGACUUGGUGCCUUGCUUUCAAAGAAAUAUCGACAGGUAGAGAAAUGAACUCCUUCCUUUAAAAGCCAGGUUUUUGAAUGAGAAAUAGGGCACCAUCUGGUUUGGAAAGACAGAUAGAAAGAGAGAAAUGGAGCAAGAAAAGGAGCAUAGGAACAAUUGCAUGUCCACCUUCAGCUCCUAGUGUUACAGGUUUAAGUGACUCUUUAAUGAGGUUCAAAAUGACAGACAUGUGGACCCCAUGUUGUGGCAAGGGGAGUUAUUCCUGGUAUUAAAAAUAGAUGGUGGAAGGCUUGGGGGGUCUUGGGAGGGGGGUGUAGAUUUCCACUGUGGGGGGUUUUAAAGCACCAAUGACCUUGCAGUUUAAGAGACUUGGCUAUUGAAGGAGACGAAGAGAAUUAAAGGGAGAGAUACACACACAGGGAGAGAUAGAAAGACAUGGGAGGUAGCCGAAGGUAGUGUGACUCGAGUGCCUAACUAAACAAAACAAGACAAAACAACAAAAAAUCCAUGCAACACUACUGAAAAAAACACCUGAUUCAAUGACAAACCUAUUGUUCAGUAUCAUUCUGUCUCAAAAGGCAUGCACUGUUUUGUUUUUGCUUUCUUUCAAUUUUGUGGCUGCCUUUUUUCUGUUUGUUUUUUUCUUCCCCAGAAAGACUGCCUUUGCCUUUUGCCAUUAGUUUUUUGCGCUACGGUAACGAUUCUAUUAUGGCGGAAUAGCAGCUCAGCUAUGGGGGGUAAUAGGAGACGAGGCCAUUUAAUGAGGUACUAAUUUUCAGGAGAACACCACAGGGAAUGAGCACCGCAUAGCAUUCAAAAUGGACGCUUGUCAGCAGAUUAACACUAGACUUUUAUCAGAAACCAGCUUCAAUUGUACUCUCUUAUAAUUACCAAUACUACUAUUUGUCAUUAUUGCUAUUAUUACCAUGGUUUAUUCUGUACACACCUUAACCUGGGAAAUGAGGAUCAACUUAUAAACUGGAUACUGUGUAUCCUGAGGUAGUCAACCAUAAAACAAGUAGUGUUAGGUUAGUAUCUGUUUUGUACCUUUCUGGAGGACAAAAGAAAAAAUGAGAUAAUUGUUAAAACUGUAUAAUUAUUAUUAUUAUUGUUAUGAUGAUGAUUAUGACUAUUAUUAUUAGGAAAACUUCUUGAUGUAAAUAGUGUUUGAUAUUAAAGUAUUAAUUUGGUUCUUAUGUCUUUUCUAAAAAAUGAAUACGGUAUUAUCUCUGGGUUUUGCGGAGUGUGUACUGUCCUCAAACAAUGCAUUGUGUGCUUUAAUCCUCAAUGCCUAAUGAAACUUUGAGCUAAUAUGAAGGGAAAACCUGUGGGAGCUGUACACCAGUGUACAGAAGGCUGAACAUUAGCCAGCCAAACGAGUGGCUCACCUGUUACAUGUUUCAAACCAGUCACCAACCUUCACAUCUCUUCAUAAGGAUCCUGCCUUGGAAAGAAACACUUUGGACUUAACGGACGGCUUAUUCAUACUUUUUUGCCUUCAGUGUUUGAAAGCAUGUUGGUCAGCUCUAAGAUCUGCCAUGAGUGGACUGUUUGCUUUGUAAUGGAAGGAUCUCGCCAGUUUCAUUAUGUGGCAUGCGCAUGAACUUGAUGACAUGUAAAAAAAAAAAAAAAAAAAAGUUUUUAAAAAGUUUUCUUUUGCUCUUAUUUUCUUUUUCUUUAUGACGUGUUAGAUAUUCGGAUCACUUUCAUGUUGUGUGUUUUUGCAUCCCCAUUUGAGUGAUGUCAUUAAAGCUGUGUAGUGACAGAUGACAAAUGUACAUAAACACAUUGUUGUGAAGUUACAGUGGGGGUCAGUCAUUUUGUACUUCGAAAGCAACUCUUUUUUUCGCCUAAGAAUGACUCUUUCUGUACCCAUCUACUGAAUUCAUCCCAUGUAGUUGCAGUCUGUCUCCUCUGACUAGUCAUCCUCUUUCUGCUUUCCCAAGAGGAGGCGUUAUGGGAGUGUAUACAUCAGUCUGUGGAUGCUUUUCAGUGUGAAGAAAUGUGUGAGACCUUUGAGUUUGUGUGUGUGCGUGUCUCAUUUGCUGUUGCCGCAGUGAAUGGGAAGCGGCAACCCUCUUUGGCAACGAAGAGUGUUUCCCAUGCCUUAGCCCUUCAGCCUCUGCCCUGGCAGUCCUGUCUGUGUACAAGACGCUUUCUGCCAUUGUGCUUUUACACGGAACGGCUGUUGGCGUCGAAGAGACUACAACAGGGCCCUUCACUUUCUCUCCCUUUUUAACAACCCUGAAUCACUUCUCCCUACGGUAGACGUUGGUCCUGGGCACAGUUCAAGGAUUAGUGCACCCCCUACACCAAAUCCUAUAGUGGAUUGUUAGCGGGGUAAAGCCUAUCAUCGAUCCAGGUUCUGUGUGUACAGGGCAAAGCCUCUCUUUUCGUCAGCUCCCCUCUUGCCGAUGAGCCACUUGUUCAUUUUGUGCGCCUGUCCUGUCCCAUUAAUCUUGUGCUUGUAUAACCUCCACCACACCACCUGCUGUCCUACUUUCCUCACCUUUGAACCCCGCUACCACUUUGCCAUCAGUGGGGAAUAUUUCCAACCUGCUCCUUUACAGUAUAUAAACAACAAAAAAUUUGACAAAAAAUGAUCUGUACUGUAUUUGUAUAUACACGUGUCUGAGCAACUAUGAGUAAUACAAUAAAACAGGAAUACAUUGCUUUGA
This is a messenger RNA of Perca fluviatilis (European perch), 5595 nucleotides long. RefSeq names its product ephrin-A5b (gene efna5b). Gene Ontology annotation, cellular component: external side of plasma membrane; plasma membrane. The record is from RefSeq and is a predicted model, not a curated record. Gene Ontology annotation, molecular function: ephrin receptor binding. The coding region runs from base 567 to 1259 and encodes 230 amino acids. NCBI's taxonomy places the organism in Eukaryota, Metazoa, Chordata, Actinopteri, Perciformes, Percidae. The transcript is spliced from 5 exons. Gene Ontology annotation, biological process: regulation of actin cytoskeleton organization; ephrin receptor signaling pathway; axon guidance.